Rotaria socialis is the source of this 825-nucleotide messenger RNA. The record is from the annotation of a GenBank genome assembly. Lineage: Eukaryota; Metazoa; Rotifera; Eurotatoria; Philodinida; Philodinidae.
AUGUCGGAACUUAAACCUGAUUCACUCGAAGCAUUGGAACGUCUUAUAUCUGAACAAACUUCUUAUAUCGAUGAAGUUGACAAACAAAUAGCUAAAUGGACACAAUUUGAAAAUGAUUAUCGACAAUUACAUACACGUCUUUCAACAUUACCUGAUCGUUUAACAUAUGAUUGUAUGGUACCAUUUGGUAAAUUAGCUUUUAUACCGGGUCGUAUUAUACAUUCGAAUGAAAUUCUUGUCCUAUUGGGUGAUAAUUAUUUUGUUGAACGUACAUGUAAACAAUCUAUUGAUAUUGUGAAUCGACGUAUGGGCAAUAUUAAAGAAAAUAUUGAAAAACAUCAUAAAGAAAAAGAAGUAUUUAAUCAACAAAAAAAAUAUACACAUGAUUUUCUUGAUGAUCGAAAAAGUUUUUUUGAAAUUAAAGAAACCGAUAAUGAUGAUAAUACGACUAUCACUAAACAAGCAAUAAAACCAACAAAUCGGCGUGCUAAAUUAACCGACGAAGAAAUUCGUGAAGAACGACGUCGAUUACAAGAACGUGCAACAAAAAUAACUGAAACUAAACCUAAACGUGUACGGUUUGAUGAUGAAAAAAUGGAUGUCGAUAGUGAUAAUGAUGAUUUACCAAAUGAACAAUUUCGAAAAAUCUUCAUUCAUCAUACGAAAACCGAUUUUCAACCUAUCGGUGAUUCAUCACCAGCACUUUUUUCACAUCCAGGUGCUAUUGGUGUUAUUAAUAAUUCACCAGUAGCAACAUUCACUGAAACGGUUGAACCACCGAAACGAAUAUCAAAAUUUAAAGCUUCUCGUCAACAACAACAAUAA